Molecule: messenger RNA, 2483 nt
Organism: Oncorhynchus gorbuscha (pink salmon)
Lineage: Eukaryota; Metazoa; Chordata; Actinopteri; Salmoniformes; Salmonidae
Product: ras-related protein Rab-40B-like
Exons: 6
Coding region: 766-1638 (290 amino acids)
Biological process (GO): protein localization to plasma membrane; intracellular signal transduction
Cellular component (GO): plasma membrane; endosome; synaptic vesicle
Molecular function (GO): GTPase activity; GTP binding
Source: RefSeq, a predicted model, not a curated record
AGCUCAAACCGCACAAAACUUGGCUACCAUUGGUAACCACACCCCCUAUUGAAUCAAAUGGGUAGGCCUAUAUGGGGAUUUUGACAGACGUUUGCAGCGACUAGCCUACUACCGACUCAAGACUGCCCUAGCAACCCGGUGGAUGAGCCAACCAUAACCGUGUAAAACUCGAGACUCUGCCGCUACUGGGGACAGGAAACGACAGAGAUCAGAGAGAGCUGCGGAACAGUGUGGCUGGCUGGCGGUACAAUACAGCGUUAUAACAAGUAUGGUACUUGGUAUGGUACGUAUGGUACUUUCAAGGCACGGUAGCGGGAAUGGAGGAUUUGUGGAAUGACGAUUUGAACACUGGGACAGGUUCGGCGUGAGCGGCAAGCUUUGAUGUUACAGUGGAACACACUGUAGAUGUAGGCUAAUUUGUAUAUUUGUUUAUGUUACAUUGUGUUGUCACUUUCGUUGGCAAAGUUGACAUUUAUAGCUUUCAUUCAAAUUCCUAUUUUAGGAGACUUCAAAUCUGUGUUUGAUGCAUUUAUUCUAAAUGGAUAUAAAUGGAUAGAGUUCCCAGAUAUGAAUUAUGACUGAUAAUAUAAGGCCAUCCACUGGAUAAACUGUCAAAGAACACCAGAUUGAACUUGACUCGCUUCUUUGCUACUUUAAUACGUGCGUCACACAGCUCAAAUCUUGAGUUGGAAGAGAAAUAAAAGUGAUUGAACAAUCUUGUACAAGUUGUUCCAUGAUGGAACAUAAUCAUUCUUCACCGCGAGGAUGAACCACAGAACCAGCCCCGUCAAGGCUUACGAUUUUCUGCUUAAGUUUCUCCUGGUGGGAGACAGCGAUGUGGGAAAGGGGGAGAUACUGGCGAGCCUCCAGGACGGAGCCAGCGAGUCUCCGUAUGGCUACAACAUGGGAAUCGACUACAAGACGACAACGAUACUCCUAGACGGAAGAAGAGUCAAACUGCAGCUCUGGGACACCUCUGGCCAGGGGCGCUUCUGCACCAUCUUCCGCUCUUACUCCAGAGGAGCGCAGGGUGUGAUCUUGGUCUAUGACAUCACCAACCGAUGGUCGUUUGAUGGUAUUGACAGAUGGAUUAAGGAGAUAGAUGAGCAUGCACCGGGAGUGCCUAAGAUCCUGGUGGGGAACCGGUUACACCUGGCCUACAAACGCCAGGUGACCACAGAGCAGGCCCAGGUGUACGCCGAGAGGUUAGGGGUCACCUUCUUUGAGGUCAGCCCGCUGUGCAACUUUAAUAUCACAGAGUCCUUCACAGAGCUGGCCAGGAUAGUCUUAAUGAGGCAUGGCAUGGAGAGACUCUGGAGGCCUAUCAAAGUUUUGAGUCUUCAGGACCUGUGCUGUCGUUCUAUCGUGUCCUGCACCCCUGUCCACCUUGUUGACAAGCUUCCUCUCCCCCUGGCUCUCAAGUCCCACCUUAAGUCUUUCUCCAUGGCCAGCGGCCUCAAUGCCCGCAUGAUGCACGGACGGUCCUACUCUGUCACCACCACUGCUGCCAACACCACCCACAUUGCCACCAAGAGGACCGGAUGCCAGCUGCUGAAAAAUAAAAAACUCUUCCGUCCUCCGCCGCUCAGCCCGGCAGCCGAACAGAGCUGCACUGGCAAGAGCUGCAAGAUCUCCUAGCAACCAGUUGAAACAGGAAGAAGAAGUCCUUGGGGAAGAAGGUUGUCAUCACAUGAACAGGAAGUUGGUGUAGAGCACUAGUGCAGCCAAAGACGGUGGAUAAAUUAAGAUGAACACCGAGGCUGUUUACAGGGACUGGAUGUUCUAGGCCUCUAUUCGCACAACAGUCUCCCACAGGCACUCACAGGAGCUCCAUGGUGGGACAAAGAUGGGGAAGGAACAUGUCACGCUCAGAGAUUUUGGAUUAGCGCUAUGGGUCACUGACCAUGGAACCAGAAGGAAGUUUUGAUGCCAGAUCAUAUGUGAGCCAUAUGAAUAUAUUUCAAUUACUUUUUAAAUUAAUUUGGUCAUUUGUAUUUUACCGGCCUGAACUACAAUAUAAUGUAUUUUGUAACAAGAUACUUUUGAGACCUGUAAUUUGUAUUUCCAAAAUACAAAAUAAAUUUCUAUACCAUUUUUUUAUAGUGGUUCACAAUUUCGUGGCCUCCUUUCACCCUGCAUUGGUAUCAGAAGUCUGAUGGCAGUAUGGUGUGAUAAGAGUAUUAUUAUUAUUGGGUAUUAUUCUAAUGAGCUCCGUCCCUGAAACGAGGCCAAUAAUAAUAAUAAUACCCGGUGUACUUUGCAAUUGUUUAUUUUUACAUUUACAUUUUGGUCAUUUAGCAUUCAACUAAGGUAGAUAAACAACCACAUAUCACAUCAAUGGUAAAAGUUUUAUUUUUGUUACAGUUACUGAGAAUGUUGUUGUAGUGAAGGCGUAUACUUGCAAAUAUAUUUUGUAUUUUAGUUUGAUACAUUGGUCUUUAGAGUAUCUUGUAUUUAGAACAAUAAACAUUUGAUGUAUCUUU